UAUUGACGUCGCGCGAAAACAAGUGUGUAUGGGUCUGUGAUUUGACUAGAAAUUGUAUAGGUUGCUGUGCUCUGAACACGGUGUGUGGGCAACUGUAAUCUGCAACUUGUGGUCUCCUGCAUUCCCAUUCGUGUUGAUGAUUUGUCAGUGGCAUUUAUUUUGAGACGCAGUACUUGUUACAAACAAGCAGAAGAUUUUUCUUAGUAUUUUCAUGUGAAAUUUCAGGCAGAAAAGAAAAUAUAAUUAUAGUUAAUUUUCUUGUUUGAAAAUAAGGUUGACUUUGCUGAGAAAAUAAACUACAAUGGGAAUCAGUAUAAAUGCCCAGGAUGAUAGUGGUUCAGAGUAUGUAAAAAGUGUGAAAGAAAUGUGCAGAAUUAUAAUGGAGCGGUCACUUCAACCUUUGCAAAUGCUGGAUUUGACUUAUAUGCUAACUCGUAAUUACCACAUGGAGAAGAAAGCGAUUCGUAUUUUGCACGAUCAAGCAAAUAGUAUCAUAAACAAGCGAUAUCAAGAGUUACAGAAACACACUAAAGAGGACAAUUCUGAAACCAAAAAAAAGAAAGCAUUUCUAGACUUGCUAUUAGAGGCUACCAUUGAUGGACAACCGUUAAGUAAGGUUGACAUAAGAGAGGAAGUUGACACUUUUAUGUUUGCGGGCCACGAUACUACAGCUUCCGCUAUUAGCUUUACACUUUUCUGUCUUGCAAGUUACCCUGAUGUACAGCAAUCUGCAUUUGAAGAACAACAACUAAUAUUUAAAGAAGAUAGAAAGCCUAAGGUUACAUACGCCCACCUACAAAGCAUGAAGUAUUUGGAACAAGUAAUUAAGGAAACGUUACGACUUUAUCCAUCAGUUCCACUAAUUAGUAGACAGCCGGACACAGAUUUAGAAUACGGAAAUUGUUUGGAGUUUGGAGAACAUACAGUAGAAGAAAUGGAAACGAGUUUUUUAGCAAAUGUUGUUCUUCCAUUAGGAAUGAUAAUAUUAGUAUUUUGGUGGUGGUUUCACUUAUGUCACACCAAAAAAUAUUACAAAAACUUGCCAGGACCACCUACAGUACCUUUUUUUGGGAACGCUUUAGACUUCACAUCCUCGGCAGUUAUACUAAACACUAUGUUGAAAUAUGUCAAAAAUCAUGGUGGACUUGUUAAGAUGCAAAUGGGACCAAUAAAAAGAGUGUUAUUAGUAGCUGACUAUAAAAUGUUAGAGUUUAUAUUGAGUAGUACUAAAUUGCUAACAAAAUCUUCAGAUUAUCAAUACUUAUAUUCAUGGUUGGGUAGCGGCUUGUUGAUCGGCAGUGGUCCAAAAUGGAAGAAACAUCGAAAACUGUUGACACCAGCUUUCCAUUUUCAAGUACUAGAAAAUUUUAUUGAGACAUUUGAGACUUGUGGAGAUAAAUUUGUUCAAAAAUUAUUAGAAGAAGUUGGAAAAACUAGUACUGACAUUUAUCCAUUUGUUACCUUAUGCAGCCUAGAUAUUAUAUGUGAAACUACAAUGGGAAUCAGUAUAAACGCUCAGGAUGAUAUUGGUUCAGAAUAUGUAAAAAGUGUGAAAGAGAUGUGCAGAAUUAUCAUCGAACGAGCAGUUCAACCUUUACAGAUGCUUGAUUUGACUUAUAUGUUAACUCGUAAUUACCAUAUAGAGAAGAGAGCGAUUCGUAUUUUGCACGAACAAGCAAAUAGUGUCAUUAACAAGCGAUAUCAAGAGUUACAGGGACACACUAAAGACGAUAAUUCUGAAACCAAAAAAAAGAAAGCAUUUCUAGACUUGCUAUUAGAGGCUACCGUUGAUGGACAACCGUUAAGUAAGGUUGACAUAAGAGAGGAAGUUGAUACUUUCAUGUUUGCGGGUCACGAUACUACAGCUUCGGCUAUUAGCUUUACGCUUUUCUGUCUUGCCAAUUACCCUGAUGUUCAGCAAUCAGUAUUUGAAGAACAAGAACUAAUAUUUGAAGGAGACAGAAAGCCUAAUGUCAAAUAUGCCCAUCUGCAAAGUAUGAAGUAUCUGGAACAAGUAAUUAAGGAAACGCUACGACUUUAUCCAUCAGUUCCAAUAAUUGGUAGACAGCCGGAUGUAGAUUUAGAAUACGAAAAUACCUGCAUACCCAAAGGUUCUACGAUAUUGUUAUUUCCUUUCGGUAUCCACAGAAACCCAGACUAUUUUAAGGAUCCGUUAACGUUUGAUCCAAGCAGAUUUUUAAAUGUUGAUGGUAAAUUUCCAUACGCUUAUAUACCGUUCAGUGCUGGUCCUCGCAACUGCAUCGGACAAAAGUUUGCAAUGCUGGAGAUGAAAAGUGUAAUUUCGAAAAUAAUUAGAGAAUUUAAACUUCAACCUGCAGUUCCGCACCAUGACUUACAGCUGGUGGCAGAGACUGUUCUCAAGUCGGCCAAUGGAAUUAGCAUAUGUUUAAGAAAAAGAGAAAAAUUUUAGCUAUUGUGUAAUGAUUUCUACUUAUACGUGUUCUUCUAAAUAAAGUUAUGUUCUGGA
Zophobas morio is the source of this 2488-nucleotide messenger RNA. RefSeq names its product probable cytochrome P450 4d14. The record is from RefSeq and is a predicted model, not a curated record. NCBI's taxonomy places the organism in Eukaryota, Metazoa, Arthropoda, Insecta, Coleoptera, Tenebrionidae. Bases 302 to 2431 code for a protein of 709 amino acids. Gene Ontology annotation, molecular function: monooxygenase activity; oxidoreductase activity, acting on paired donors, with incorporation or reduction of molecular oxygen; iron ion binding. The transcript is spliced from 12 exons.